This is a messenger RNA of Fomitiporia mediterranea MF3/22, 2520 nucleotides long. Its product is annotated as alpha/beta-hydrolase. NCBI's taxonomy places the organism in Eukaryota, Fungi, Basidiomycota, Agaricomycetes, Hymenochaetales, Hymenochaetaceae. The transcript has 10 exons. The record is from RefSeq and is a predicted model, not a curated record. Bases 154 to 2520 code for a protein of 788 amino acids. Gene Ontology annotation, molecular function: hydrolase activity.
GCGAUAUUUCAGCAAACGGGAGGUCUGAAAGCACUUCUAUGGUUUCGGGUGGAACGCUUUUUACGGGAGAGAGGUAAAAAAUCAGGAAAGGAUAUAGAAUACCUUUAUGAUGAUCCCCUGUACAGAGAGAUAUUUGAGUUCUGCAAGUUCUUCAUGCGGGAAUCUAUAAAGUACACGAUUGAAGACUUGCAGCAGGUCUGCAGCUCGCAAACACUACCGUCGUCAUGGAUUAAAAGAACAACGAUACUAAUACCAAUAGAUGUUUGCAACAAAGCCGCCGAAAAGCUCAUUGAAGUACUAGGUGGGGAAAGAAUAACACGCCAGCUCGUUGGGGGAACGAUAUGGUGGCAAGUGCGCAGCACCGGUGGCGUUAGCGCCGAAUGGAUCAGUUUAAGGGAUAAAGAAGACAUGAAGCACAGAAGAUCGCGAAAAUUUAGACGCCCUUCACCAGAGCCUGCGGGCAAAGAUUCUGAAUACGAUCCUGACAUGAACAACCUACCAUGCGUAUUAUUCUUCCACGGUGGAGGUUAUUUUAUGGGUAGUGUUGAUCAAGAGAGGUACUCGACUGAGCAUAUGGCCAUUUAUGCUGGCUGUCGAAUACUCACUAUUUCAUAUCGACUUGCCCCUCAGUACCCAUUCCCUUGCGCACUUCAGGAUGCUUUAGCUGCAUAUUUGUACUUGGUUGAUCCCCCGUCCGGCGCGAAGCACACCGUUCGUCCGAAGCAACUAAUCAUUUCCGGGGAUUCUGCAGGAGGUGGCCUCGCUCUUGCACUACUCCAGGUCAUACGCGACCUGGGUCUGCCUCGACCUGCUGGAGGCAUUCUUAUUUCGCCCUGGUGUGACCUAACACACUCUUUUCCUAGUGUUCUUACCAACACAAAGACAGACUUUAUCCCCAAAUACGGGCUUUCAAUUUUCAGGCCUUCCCACCUAUGGCCACCUCCAUCUGAUGAGCAAACAGCUAAUAUGCAUUCAAAGAUCCGUUCACACGUCAAUCAGGCGGCAGGUCGAAAAGGACGUACGCCCUCUACUAGUCACGUGAAUCGGGACUCUCGAAGCGACUCCACCAGCCAUAGUGUUCUUAAAUCUUCGAAAAGGGCCUCUACGGACCCCACAGAAAGCAGAGGAAUGAAUGCUACUGCUACCAGGAAUUCAGGUUCAUCAUCAUCGCUAAAACGCGGUCAAGAGAAAGCUACAGCUGAUUGCGUGCCAUCGACCGUCUUGCCAAGAACGGAGAAAAGUGAAGAUAAAGUACUACGUGCGAGGAAGAACGACGGAGGAAUUUUAGAAGUGAAAGACCAAGUACACAUGUAUGCACCGAAUAACCUUCUCAGACAUCCGCUCGUGAGCCCGGCCUUAUCGUACCUUGGCGGACUCCCGCCACUAUUAGUAUUCGCAGGUGAUGGUGAGGUUUUGCGGGACGAAAUCAUUUAUACUGCCCACAAAGCCGCUCACCCCAAAUGCUACCCAGUACAUCCAGAAACAAGAAAGAUGUAUCCUAAAUUUAAAGGUAUUGAAGAGCACUCCAAACCGACAAAGGUGCAUCUUCAGGUUUACGACAAUGCUCCUCAUGUCUUUCCAUUACUAUGUUUCCUCUGCGAAUCUGCGAAGAUUUGCUUUGGGGCUAUGUGGACGUUCAUCGACAUGGUGAUUGAGCCAUUGAGAACGGAAGGUACUUCACCUGAUCACAGUGAUCAGUGCUCUGUUAUGGAAGAAGAAGUUGAAGCCGAUAGAAGCGUACGAUUUGCGGAUGACUGGAGGCUCUACGAGCCGCCUACAGAUGGCGAGAGUAACCAAUUUAGGGAUAAUACAAUGAUCAGGAUUCGAGUGUCCGCAAAAGGAGAGGUUCGGCCACUUGAGCGGCAAAGCGAAUUACCCGCAUGUACCUUGCCCUCGGAAAACAUUGGCGCAAUAGAUGAACGCAUACUGUGUAGGUAUCUUGAAGGGACACAGAAAUGGAAGGAGCGGUUCUCCAAAACAGAGAAGCAUAUUCACAAAAAGCGUGGAACGAGUCUGAACUAUGUGAAGAAUGCUCCUCCAGGCGAUCACAGACAUGAAAAGCACUCGGUACAGGACAAGGCUGGAAGGCAAGCUAAUGACGGUGCGUCUGAUACAAGCUCCAUUUCUCACCAAGAAGAUGUCCCGCAUUCCUCAAAUAUGAACUGGGCGUGGGCGUGGGCUGUCAAAGAUGACGAAUACCCACCCCCUAGCAGCAUUGUUGCAAGACUUGAUACGAAGGAGGCACGUCAGCUUGCCAAGAUAGCGGAAAAGCCAUGCAAGGAUCCGACCAAGACCAGACUAUGGUCUAGGAUUAUUUGUGAUACUAAGCCUGACAGAGACGGGACUGAUGGAAGCAAGCAAAAGACAGCAUCUGGCGAUGCAAGGGGGCAUUCCACACGCGGCUCUGAGAGUGAGCUGACAAAGUCCGAGUCGCAUGCUUCGUUGGGUGACCGCAAAAUAAGGGGCACAUUUACAUUGCUUUCGAGGAAAAAGAACCACGACCGAACGUCAAAUCAUUAG